CGAAAGUAAAAGCAAAUCCCAAAAAACCUCAUAAAAAUGAAGACCGCUUGCGUUAUCCUCGCCCUCUGUGGCUAUGUGUCCGCCGGUGUCAUCGGUUACGGCGCGCCCGUCGGUGUCCUCAACACCGGUGCCUCAUCGCAGUUCCGUAGCCAAGAUAACAUUGGAAACUAUGCUUUCGGUUACAACGAAGACCACUCAACCGGCGGUACCUUCAGACGAGAGGAGGGCGCACCUGGCGUUCAGGUCGGCUCAUACGGUCUGAGAGACGCUGACGGACGAGUCCGAGUUGUCAACUACGUGGCCGAUGCCGGCGGAUUCAGAGCCAACAUCCAGACCAAUGAGCCCGGCGUUGAGCCCAAGGAUCCCGCAAAUGUGCUCAUCAACAAAGCUCAGGCUAUCGUUGCCGCCGCCGCACCGGUCGUCGCCGCCGCCCCGUUAGUCGCUGCCCCCGCUGUCCACCACACCGUGGCCGCCGCACCCGUGGUCUCCCACUAUGGAGCACCCCUAGUGUCCCACUAUAACGCACCCGUCGCCCAUUACGCCGCUCCCGUCCAGAGCCACUCGUACUCAACCCACACCCAACAUGUGGCCGGAGCACCCCUUGUGCACACCUAUGCCGCCGCCCCAGUGGUUCAAACCCAUUUGGCUGCCCCAUUGGCCGCACCCGUGGCCUAUGCCACUAAGACCAUCCACUCGGCCCACGCCGCUCCCCUUCUCAACUACUGGUAA
Medioppia subpectinata is the source of this 729-nucleotide messenger RNA. The record is from the annotation of a GenBank genome assembly. Lineage: Eukaryota; Metazoa; Arthropoda; Arachnida; Sarcoptiformes; Oppiidae.